Molecule: messenger RNA, 2880 nt
Organism: Ostrea edulis (European flat oyster)
Lineage: Eukaryota; Metazoa; Mollusca; Bivalvia; Ostreida; Ostreidae
Product: probable E3 ubiquitin-protein ligase MID2
Exons: 1
Coding region: 101-2098 (665 amino acids)
Molecular function (GO): zinc ion binding
Source: RefSeq, a predicted model, not a curated record
UGAUUCAUUAAUCAUGUUCCACUCGCAGUUCCAUAGUUCAUACGCCCCUUACACGAACCGAAAGUAAAGUGGCCCCGUCUUUGGAGACAAAAUAUAAUUAAUGGCGGAGUCCCUAACACGACCCCCUGGUGCUAAUCCUGUGGAUGACACAUUCCCCUGUCCGAUAUGUCUAGAAGAGGUGAGAAAUCCAAAGUACUUGUCAUGUUUUCAUACGUUUUGUGAGACUUGCAUUCAAACGUACAUUUCAAGUACGGCAGCGCGUAAGGAUAACGAAACUCUGAAAACCAUCGAAUGUCCCGUGUGCAGAAAACGUAUCGAAGCUCCAAAUAAUGACAUUACAAGCGAGGAGUGGGCGCUUGCUUUGCCACAAAACAAACUGAUGGUGAGCAUGUCGGUAGAUCCUAAGAAAGAAGAACAUAAAUUCUGCAUGUUUUGCAAACGGAAUGACAAAAGCGUUACUGCGAAGCAUUGGUGUAAAUCAUGCAUGGAAUCGAUCUGUGAUGAUUGCAAAUUCAUUCAUUCGUAUGUUCCCAGUCUUCAGGGACACAAAAUCUUAAGCCUCUCGGAUGCACAGGAGUUAAAGAAUGACAUAGAAGUUGACGAGCCUUGUUCCAUACAUAAGGGGAAAUUUCUUGAGGUAUACUGCACGGAUCACGACAAACUCUGCUGCAGCAUCUGUUUUGCCAUCGAACAUAGAAAGUGUGAGCAAGUACAAGCGAUUGAAGAUGUUGCAGCAGGGAUGGAUGAAGACAGAGUUAAAAAUAAACUGACAGUGUUUAAGGAUCUGCUGGAAAGUCUUGAAAAUUCGCAGGAGGAAUACAGAGAUAAAGUAACCACACUAAACAGCAGAAAACAGGAAAUCAUUUCAAAUGCUGAAAAGAAAAUUGAAGAAAUAAAAUCGCAGAUAGACAAUGCACAUGCGCAGUGGUUAAAAAGAUUUGAACAGAAACACACAGAUUCUGUUGGAAACAUUGAGGUUGCUUCUGACGAAAUAAAACGGCUUACGACUACAGUACGAGAUGCAAAAACCCUGCUACAAACAGUGCGAGAAAAUGGAUCUACAAAACAGAUUUUCGUCACAAGUCACAAAAUGGGUGUUCAGAUUUUGGAGCAUCUUGAUCGGUUACGGGCUUUGGAUAUCUGGGACUUUGUCCAAGAUUACAAUCAUCAGAACACAGAUUUCCUUCAUCAGAUCUGUGACGAUGGAUCAUUUCAGAAUGUCAGUUUUUCUGAAAUGCGAUCUAAAACCUUACAGAAAAUUUCCACAUUUGUUUCAUUGUUAUCAGACAAAACGGAGAUUGCACGUAGGAGAGAGAUGUCCCGUAAAGAUUGGAUGAAAGUUAAUUUUGAAAAGAUAUCUCGAAUCAAUCUGCCCACAGGAGUUUAUUAUGGUCUAUUCAUUAGUGAUACAAAAGUCAUUAUGUCAACAGAGAACCCUCCGUCACUAAAGGUUUAUGAUAUCUCUGAUGCUGUUGGCGAGUGUGUCCACACUCAUUCUUGUCAGGCCACUCCGUACGGUCUCUGUCAAUCAGGGGACUGCAUGGAUAAAGUCUACGUCUCUUUUGAAGACUAUGUUGAUUAUUACCAGAUCAGAGUCGCAGGAAGUGUAACGUUUAUCAAACUCGGUACCUUUCAACUGAAGGAACGGAUGUUGGCCAUUUCUUAUGGAACAGCAGCUGUCUCCUCCGCUAAUGAAUCCAAGAGAAUGAUUUGUUCAUCUAACUUUUCCGUCAUCAAUCACAGUUCACGGUACAGUAAAAGUGGAAAGAGACCGUUUGUGUCAUCUUCGUCACGAUCAGAUCAACAUUGUUUCAUGAGAGAAUCAAAAGUAGUCGUUGUAGACCAAAACAACAAGGAGAUAUUUCAGAGUUCUGUCACUGGUGGUUAUCCACAAGGAUUAACUUUUGACUUACAAGAUAAUAUUUUGAUUUGCUUGAUGAAUUCCAAAAUAAAGCAAAUUAGAAAUGGAGGGACCGAGAGUAGGGACAUUAAUCUACCUGGUAUUGUGUAUUCCUACAACGUUGUACUUCAUCCUACAGGGGAGAAGAUGUUGGUACUAGACUUCAACAGUAAAUGUUGUGUUUACAAAGUGUCAUAAAAUUCUUACUGGUGUAAAACAAAACAAGAGAGGAAUAAGUUUGACUAAUGUUUGGUUCCAGUUUCCGGUUUGUUAUAUUUUUCAUUUUGGUUAUCAAGGACGCAUUGCUCAUGUGACUGGAAGAAGACGAGAUUCGUCUUUGUAUAUUUCAUGUUUUAUCUGAAGUAUUAACGUUCUUGGUACUUCUCAACAAGAAAAUUACAAACUAGGUACUGUUUCGGGCGUUGAUUAAUUAUACACUAUCUUGCAUUGCACUGUAAAUCAUUUUAAAGAUUUUAUAAACGUAUAUGUACAAUUAUAUAUCUUACCAGCGUCCACCUUAUCCCGCGACGGAAGUAGUCCGAAAUAUCUGACGUUUUCCUGGCUUUUUUUAUGAUUUUGAUAUUAUUUACCGUGCCAGUAAAUAUCAAAAUCAUGAAAAAGCCAGGAAAACGUCAGAUAUUUCGGACUAGCGACGGGGGUGAGAUUGACUGAAAUCUAAAUUAUGAACAUAUAUACUGUACUUCUGUAUCAAUACAGUGUUUCUACUCAUAACGUUAUCUUUGGUUUAUAUAAUGUAUGAUAAAAUAAACCCGUACUCAGGGGGCGUGAUUGACGCGUUCCAAAAGGACAUACGCGACGUUUCGCAAUAAUAUAUAAUUUUUCAUGACAUUUCACGUACAAUUCACUUGCGUUCCAUCUUGUUUUUACAAAUAAUUUUGUAGUAUAUUACCAUGUUUUGUUUUAGAGUUCACAUAAUUUGAUAGUUCCUGGUUGUGGGAAAUAAAAUUGUAAAGACAGCU